This is a messenger RNA of Cebus imitator (Panamanian white-faced capuchin), 395 nucleotides long. RefSeq names its product coiled-coil-helix-coiled-coil-helix domain containing 6 (gene CHCHD6). Gene Ontology annotation, cellular component: MICOS complex; mitochondrion. Lineage: Eukaryota; Metazoa; Chordata; Mammalia; Primates; Cebidae. Gene Ontology annotation, biological process: cristae formation; DNA damage response. Bases 116 to 385 code for a protein of 89 amino acids. The transcript has 3 exons. The record is from RefSeq and is a predicted model, not a curated record.
UUGUUGGCGAGUGCCGCGGCUGCACGAGUCCUGGAAAGCGUUGUUGGCCCGGUUACUCCGGAGCCGGGUCCCAGGUCGGGUGGCUGCCCGCUUGCCCGCUCGCCAGCAGCUCGCCAUGGGGAGUACGGAGAGCAGCGAGGGCCGUAGGGUGUCCUUCGGAGUGGACGAGGAGGAGCGGGUCCGGGUGCUGCAGGGCGUCAGGCUGUCUGAAAAUGUGGUGAACCGCAUGAAGGAGCCCAGCUCUCCACCCCCUGCUCCUGCAUCUUCUACGUUUGGCCUUCCAGAUGGCAACUUGAGAGCCCCUCACAAAGAAUCCACAAUGCCCAGGUCAGGGAGCAGUGGUGGUCAGCAGCCCUCAGGGGCAAAGGAGGGUGUCAAGAGGUGAGCCCAAGAGC